Messenger RNA from Merops nubicus (carmine bee-eater), 1719 nucleotides. It is a transcript of the gene COL6A1, whose product is annotated as collagen, type VI, alpha 1. The annotation marks the transcript as partial. The record is from RefSeq and is a predicted model, not a curated record. The transcript is spliced from 28 exons. NCBI's taxonomy places the organism in Eukaryota, Metazoa, Chordata, Aves, Coraciiformes, Meropidae.
ACUGCCCCGUGGACCUGUUCUUUGUGCUGGACACCUCCGAGAGCGUUGCCCUGAGGGUGAAGCCCUUUGGAGACCUGGUUGCCCAGGUGAAAGAUUUCACUAACCGCUUCAUUGAUAAGCUGACCAACAGGUACUACCGCUGCGACCGGAACCUGGUGUGGAACGCUGGGGCCCUGCACUACAGCGACGAGGUGGUGCUCAUCAAGAGCCUCACCUCCAUGCCCGACGGCCGGGAGGAGCUGAAGAACCGUGUCUCCACGGUCAACUACAUUGGCAAAGGCACCUACACCGACUGCGCCAUAAAACGGGGCAUCGAGGAGCUGCUCAUCAGUGGCUCCCAUCACAAGGAGAAUAAAUACCUGAUCGUGGUGACCGAUGGACACCCCUUGGAAGGGUACAAAGAGCCCUGUGGAGGCCUCGACGAUGCUGCCAACGAAGCCAAACAAUUGGGCAUCAAAGUGUUCUCUGUUGCCAUCUCCCCCAACCACCUGGACCAGCGACUCAACAUCAUCGCCACGGACCACGCCUACCGCCGCAACUUCACCGCCACCAGCCUGAAGCCAACCCGGGAGCUGGACGUGGAGGAGACCAUCAACACCAUCAUCGACAUGAUCAAACUCAACACGGAGCAAUCGUGCUGCUCCUUCGAGUGCCAGCCUCCCCGAGGACCUCCUGGACCUCCUGGUGACCCAGGCAAUGAGGGAGAAAGAGGCAAGCCAGGUCUUCCUGGCCAGAAAGGAGUGGCUGGAGACCCAGGCAGGCCAGGGGACAUGGGGCCUGUUGGCUACCAAGGAAUGAAGGGUGACAAAGGAAGUCGAGGAGAAAAGGGCUCGAGAGGAGCCAAAGGAGCCAAGGGUGAGAAGGGCCGGCGUGGGAUCGAUGGCAUUGAUGGCAUGAAGGGUGAAGCUGGAUACCCCGGGCUACCUGGCUGCAAAGGCUCACCUGGAUUUGAUGGAGCUCAAGGCCCACCUGGACCCAAGGGAGAUCCUGGUGCCUACGGACCCAAGGGAGGAAAGGGGGAGCCCGGGGAUGAUGGAAAACCUGGUCGACAGGGGAUUCCUGGCAGCCCUGGGGAGAAGGGUGCUCGUGGAAACCAGGGGGAGCCUGGACCAGCAGGAGAGGCUGGCGACGAGGGUGCUCCAGGUCAAGAUGGUCCUCCUGGAGAACGAGGCAGCAAUGGAGAAAGAGGCCCCCCAGGCUCGCCGGGUGACCGUGGGCCAAGAGGAGAGCCGGGAGAGCCUGGACCACCUGGUGACCAAGGACGGGAAGGACCCCUCGGGCCACCUGGCGACCAGGGCGAGGCUGGACCCCCAGGACCCAAGGGCUACAGAGGAGACGACGGCCCCCGUGGCAAUGAGGGCCCAAAGGGAUUGCCAGGAGCACCCGGGCUGCCUGGAGACCCUGGCUUGAUGGGAGAAAGGGGGGAGGAUGGUCCUCCUGGCAACGGCACGGUCGGGUUCCCGGGCACCCCGGGCCAGCCAGGAGACAGAGGUGACCCUGGCGUUAAUGGAACAAGAGGCUACGUUGGUCCUAAAGGAGAUGAAGGAGAAGCUGGAGAUCCUGGUAAUGAUAACCUAACCCCUGGCCCCAGGGGCAUCAAAGGAGCCAAGGGCCACAGAGGACCCGAAGGCCGCCCGGGACCACCAGGACCCGUGGGGCCUCCAGGACCAGAUGAAUGUGAAAUCUUGGACAUCAUCAUGAAGAUGUGCUCCUGCUGUG